AUGAGUUUAUCGCAAUCCCCUCUCUACUGGCGCAACCUGAACAACAACAACUAUCCGCUCGAAGACCCUUCAUUGGAUAAUAAUUUUGUUCCAAUCUUGGAUCCGGAUGCCCCACUGAAGACUCUCAAGUCUAUCAACGACAUGGAACCGCUUUCGCUCUGGUAUCGUAUCGACCGCUGGCUAGAAGGACAACAUCUCACCAAAUAUGACAACAAUGCCAAUUGA
Caenorhabditis remanei is the source of this 225-nucleotide messenger RNA. RefSeq lists its product as uncharacterized. The coding region runs from base 1 to 225 and encodes 74 amino acids. The transcript has 2 exons. The record is from RefSeq and is a predicted model, not a curated record. Lineage: Eukaryota; Metazoa; Nematoda; Chromadorea; Rhabditida; Rhabditidae.